AUGAAGGCUAUUCAAGAACUUCAUCUUAGUGAUAAUCUUUUUAUAUUAGCAGAAAAUCAAGGUAGGGGCGAUUCUGGGUUGAAUGAAGUCGGAAAACUACCAGAUUUGAGGGUUCUAGAUCUUGGGUACAACCUUUUAAAUGGAUCCAUAAGCAAAAGCAUUGGACAACUUUCCAACCUGCGAGUCUUGCGGCUUCCAGGGAAUUCUUUUGGUGGUGAUGUGAUUUCCGAAGCUCAUUUCUCAAAUUUCACCUAUUUACGGAAGUUGGAUUUAUCCUACACUUCUUUGACUUUGAGAUUCAACUCCGGAUGGAUUCCUUCCUUCCAACUGAGUCAACUAUUGCUUUGCUCUUGCAAGUUAGGGCCUCGUUUCCCAAAUUGGAUUCAGACUCAAAUGGACGUCCUAAACCCUGACGUUGAAAUUUCUUCCAUAGAUUACUUUGAUUUUCUGCUUCAGGAAUUUCGGAUUCUCUUCCCUACUGGUUUUGGGACAAAUUUCUGUAUUAUCGAUAAAGGUGGUUUGGCAUUACUUGAUCUCUCAAAUAAUUUAUUUUCUGGAGUGGUUCCUGACUGUUUUGAAAGUUUUCGGUCUUUAACAGCUUUGAAUUUGGGUGAUAAUAGUUUCUCAGGCUCACUUCCAAGCUCCUUAGGAUCUCUGGUUUCUCUUGAAAAGCUAAGUUUACGUGGUAAUAAAUUCUCUGGAGUAUUACCUUCAUCUUUACAGAAUUGUGCCAAGUUAAAAUUUCUCGACUUGAGUGAUAAUGAAUUAUCAGGAGAAAUACCUAUGUGGAUCGGUCAGAAGCUUUCAUCGUUGGUUUUUCUUAGCCUUCAAGGGAACCAGUUCAGGGGAAGGAUUCCCCAUCAACUUUGUGGAUUGAAAAAUCUACAAAUCUUGGACCUCUCGGUUAGAUAUGUUGGUGAGGUAUUGCUUACAUGGAAGGGAACAAAGCAAAGCUAUCCACAACUUGGAUUGCUACUAGCCAUUGAUCUCUCUUGGAACAAAUUAACAGGAGAGAUUCCUGAAGAAUUAAGUAGUCUUCAAGAACUGGUUGUAUUGAACUUGUCAAGAAACCAUUUUAACAGAAAAAUUCUUCAAAAGAUUGGGUAUAUAAGACAACUAGAGGUGCUUGACCUGUCAAGAAACAAGUUUUCAGGAAACAUCCCGACAAGCUUGUCUGAAUUAACAUUUCUAAGCAACUUGAACUUGUCUUAUAAUGACUUGUCCGGAAAAAUUCCAACCAAAGACUCAACUACUGAGCUUUGA
Messenger RNA from Gossypium raimondii (Peruvian cotton), 1263 nucleotides. RefSeq names its product receptor-like protein EIX2. The transcript has 3 exons. Gene Ontology annotation, molecular function: protein binding. Bases 1 to 1263 code for a protein of 420 amino acids. Lineage: Eukaryota; Viridiplantae; Streptophyta; Magnoliopsida; Malvales; Malvaceae. The record is from RefSeq and is a predicted model, not a curated record.